AUUGGAGUCGCUAUGGGGACCAGGAUUGUUUUUAUUCCUUCUCCCGGAUGUUUGAGGGGAAGGGGGCAACUGAGGCAGCAAGGAGAAGAGGAGAAAAGACAGAAAACUUUGUGAAGGAUGUGGAGAAAAGGUGCUGUGCAGCCUGUGAGGCUGCAGCAGGUGGAGGUUGUAGGACUUCUCACAGAACCCUCCUUUCACAUGGCAGCAUACGCAGCUGAGGGCCUGAGGAAAAGUUUUCCAAACAAGAUAGCAGAGCCAAAAGUGCUUCCUUUGCUGCAGUUUGCAUGGGAUGAAUAUUUACAGGAGAAGAAAAGGGAGUUAAAAGGGGAAACAUGGGAAUAUCCUUCCAACGUGAUGUGCUUUAUUGAUGGCCAGCUUGUUGGAGAUGAAAAACAGCUAUUACAGUGGGCCUAUGAGGUUUGGGAUUAUGAUGACUUCAAGCCUGUUGCACUUUAUGAAGCAAUUACACAGGAUUUCCUCACUAAAUACAUGAGAAACAAGAAGCAUGUGUUUGUGUACUUUGAAAUAUCUAUUCAGGCAGAGCCUAAAGGAAAAUUGCUAUUUGAGCUCUAUUCUGAUAUCUGCCCCAGGACAUGUAAAAACUUCCAGUAUUUGUGUUCAGGGGAGAAAAAGAAGUCUAUGUCUGGGCUUCCACUCACUUACCGUGAUUCUAUCUUUCACCGACUUGUAAAAAAUGGCUGGCUACAAGGAGGAGACAUAAGGGGAGGAAGAGGGACUGGAGGCGAGUCAAUUUAUGGACCUUUUUUUGAAGAUGAAAGUUUUGCAGUUCUCCAUGACAAGAGAGGUGUUCUUGGAAUGGCCAACAAAGGACGCCACAGCAAUGCAUCUCAGUUCUACAUCACACUACAGCCAGCACCCUACUUGAAUGAGAAAUAUGUGGCUUUUGGACAGGUGAUCGAGGGCUCAGAAGUUCUCCGAGAACUGGAAGCAGUGGAAACAUUCAAUGAGAGGCCAGUUGUAGAAUGUAAAAUUGUUAACUGUGGAGUAUUUCAGCCAUAGCCAUGGAUGUUAGAUAUAUUUUGUUUUACUGUAAUGCAUGACAGUGUUGUUUUCUGAACAUUGGAUUUACUUCUGUUAAUUUUUUUUGAGGGGGUUAAAUAUAUUUUCACUUUGAAA
Molecule: messenger RNA, 1137 nt
Organism: Lacerta agilis (Sand lizard)
Lineage: Eukaryota; Metazoa; Chordata; Lepidosauria; Squamata; Lacertidae
Gene: PPIL6
Product: peptidylprolyl isomerase like 6
Exons: 8
Coding region: 118-1020 (300 amino acids)
Biological process (GO): protein peptidyl-prolyl isomerization
Molecular function (GO): peptidyl-prolyl cis-trans isomerase activity
Source: RefSeq, a predicted model, not a curated record